Messenger RNA from Dichotomopilus funicola, 1155 nucleotides. RefSeq lists its product as uncharacterized. NCBI's taxonomy places the organism in Eukaryota, Fungi, Ascomycota, Sordariomycetes, Sordariales, Chaetomiaceae. The record is from RefSeq and is a predicted model, not a curated record. Bases 1 to 1155 code for a protein of 384 amino acids. The transcript has a single exon.
AUGACCAACGAAGAGAAGCAGAAAAUUAUGCGACAACUUGGUUGCUACGCUCGUCAGUUAUUGGAUCUACGCUUUCCGACAAUUGGAUCUCUCUUUGAGGGCGACCGGGGAUAUUACAUCGACAAGUGUCUCUCCCCAGGGCAUGUUCCCGAAGACCGGGGAAUGAUCGAGGACGUCCCGCGUGGUCCUUUCUAUGACGAAGCAGACUAUUAUUCCUCCCUCGCCAUAGCCCUUCGUCUCCAUGCCAAGCGGCUUCCGAUGGGCCACCAUGUCCUCCGUGCCCCUGUUCCUGUCCCACAAGAAUACCACGACUUCGCCAAGUACUACGCUGCGACAGAUCGCUGGAAUGACUUUGUGGCCCUUGGAGGGAUGGUGGACUCGAGCUCGAACCGAUUGCAGUAUUGCCUCGCGAGCCACCUCCUCCGAAAUUCUAUCAUCCCCCACAUGGUUCGUCCUGUCAGCCAGUCAGCCCCCGGCUUCCCCCUUUACCACCACGACAUCAGUGUCCAGAACCUUUUCGUUGACGAUGACUUGAACAUCACGUGUGUCAUCGACUGGGCAUUCUCCUCUACAGUUCCUCCAGCCCAGCUAUUCGCUACUCCAGGCCUACCACAUCCCAGAGACUUGGUGUUAGAUUCGUCCUUGGUAAAUGCCUUCCGCUCCGGUAUCGAAACCGAAAACAAAAAUAUCAGUGGUGGUAAAAUCGAGCCCAACUACUGGAAGGCCGGCCAGAUGGUCUCACGAUUCAUGCGCGUGGUCAACUUGGAUGCUUUACAGGAUUAUGACCAUAUCGAGGCACUCUAUGCGCUUGCCGGGGGACCUGUAACAUCUGGGCUUGACAGAAGCGACACCAAUAGUGUAUCGGCUAUAUUAGCGAGACGAGCCACGAGCCACGAUGCACUCGCACUAGCCUGUGAGCUAGCAGCUGAUGUUGAGCCUGGGAGUGAGAUCAGUCGGCGGGAGAAGGAGUACUUCGAUGCAGCUGGCGCUAAAAGACUAGCGAUAGCGCGCAAGGUGGCAUUCGCAGCCAAGAUGAAUCCGCGAUUUGUGGCGGAUGGGCGGCUGUGGCGUUGGGUCGAUGAAGUUCUGGAGUAUUACGAUAGGGAAUCUGACGCGUGGGAAAUUAUUUCGAAGGAGCCUCCGCUGGCGACUUGA